Kalmanozyma brasiliensis GHG001 is the source of this 2697-nucleotide messenger RNA. RefSeq names its product Histidinol dehydrogenase. Gene Ontology annotation, biological process: L-histidine biosynthetic process. Gene Ontology annotation, molecular function: phosphoribosyl-ATP diphosphatase activity; NAD binding; phosphoribosyl-AMP cyclohydrolase activity. The record is from RefSeq and is a predicted model, not a curated record. The transcript has a single exon. Bases 1 to 2697 code for a protein of 898 amino acids. Lineage: Eukaryota; Fungi; Basidiomycota; Ustilaginomycetes; Ustilaginales. Gene Ontology annotation, cellular component: cytoplasm.
AUGCAGCAGCUCACAACUCCUCUCCUUCCGCUCUUGGACGCGGCGGGCGUCAAGGACAGCGCCCUUCUCGAGGCUGUCGCUCGCAUCGCACCCGUCCUGGUUCCUCAGAACCUCGUCUCGUCGCUCCCAAGCAACACCGCCUACCUCGUCCUUGCAGAGCCAUCACUCACCUACGAGGCUGCAGCCGACUUGCUCGAUGCAGGUGCCGAAGCCAUCGUCACUGCUGACACACAGCUCAUCCAGCAGUUCGAUCCUGCUGUAUCGUCCACCCGCUUCAUCUAUCUUUCGGCGUCGGGUGCCGCUCCCGUCCCCGAAGUGCUCAAGUCGGUAGCCGGUGCCGUCAUCACCCUCCCUUCAGCAUCUGCUAUUGCCUCGUCGGCACAGCUCGUCCAGACCACGGCCGAGUCGCUUCAGACAAAGACGUCCGGCAAGUCGCUCUUUGUACUCGCGACGUCGGGAGCGCCCUCUGUCGAGGACGUCAAGGCGGUCUCCAAGCUCACUGCCAGCCUCGUCGCUCCCUUCUCUGUGCUUUCCGUCUCGUCCGAAGAGGGUCAGCAGCAGCAUGGCAAGCUCGACAUCGUCGAUGCCUUCGUGGCACCCCUGACCUCGGACCGCACCGACGGCCUCUUCGCUACCACCGUCGUCUCAUCCGCCUGCUCCACCUCGCUCGGUCUCGUCUACUCCUCUGCCCUCUCCAUCCGCAAGUCGAUCGCCACCGGCUCCGCCCACUACCAGUCGCGCAACCGCGGUCUGUGGCACAAGGGCGAAUCGAGCGGUGCCACGCAGCAAGUCGUCAGCAUUCGACAGGAUUGCGACUCCGACGCCAUCCAGUUCGCCGUCCGUCAGUCCCGCGGCACUUCCGCCUCUGGCUUCUGCCACCUCGAGAACCGCGAAGGCUGCUUCAGCUCCGCCACUGGCCUCGCCAAGCUCGAAGCCACGCUGAAAGAGCGCAAGCAGUCCGCGCCCGCUGGCAGCUACACUGCUCGCCUCUUUAAGGACCCUUCCUUGCUCGGUGCCAAGCUGCGCGAGGAAGCUGCCGAGCUUGCAGAUGCCAAAAAUGAGGACAAAAAGCACGUCGCGUUCGAGGCGGCUGAUCUGAUCUACUUCGCGCUGACCAAGUGCGUGUCGGCGGGCAUCGGGCUGGAGGAGAUCGAGGCGUCAUUGGAUGCCAAGUCCAAGAAGGUUUCUCGCCGCAAGGGAGAUGCCAAGCCCGACUUUGCCGCCCAACAGAAAGCAGCUGAGACCAAGGCUGCCCCCGCCGCCCCUGCGCCUGCGCCCAAAGACGCCGACGCACCGAUCAAGAUCCAGUCGUACCGCUUCGAGGACCUCACGGCGGUGCAGCGCAAGGAGCUGCUCAAGCGACCCGCGUUGCGCACCGAGCAGGUCAUGGACAUCUGCCGCCCCAUUCUCCGCGCUGUCAAGACCGGCGGUGACGCUGCACUGCUCGAGCUCACCGAGAAGUUCGACAAGGCCAAGCUGUCCACUCCGGUUCGUCACCCACCUUUCGUCGACGACGCAGUGAUGGCCAAGAUCAAACCCGAAGUCAAGGUCGCCAUCGACAUUGCGUACAACAACAUCCACAAGUUCCACAAGGCGCAAAAGACGACCUUCGGCAACAAGAAGGCUGCUUCCACGGGUGCCAACGGGGUCGUGGAGGCCAUCGAGGGAGAGGAGGAUGGGGUGUUGGAGGUCGAGACGAUGCCUGGUGUGGUGUGUCGACGAUUUGCGCGACCCAUCGAGAGCGUGGGGCUGUACGUUCCGGGUGGAAGUGCCGUGUUGCCGUCGACAGCGCUGAUGCUGGGUGUGCCGGCGCAGGUCGCACGCUGUCCUACCGUUGUGCUCGCCACACCACCGAGGCCGGACGGGAGCAUCUCGCCGGAAGUGCUUUACUGCGCCGAGAAGGUGGGUGCUACCGCCAUUCUGUGUGCCGGAGGCGCGCAGGCAGUGGCCGCUAUGGCUUAUGGUACGGAGACCUGCCCCAAGGUGGACAAGAUUGUGGGUCCGGGAAACCAGUUCGUGACGGCGGCGAAGAUGCUGGUGCAGAACGAGACGGAUGCGAUCGUGUCGAUCGACAUGCCAGCGGGACCGUCCGAGGUGUUGGUGGUGGCAGACGAAGAGGCGGAUCCGGCGUUUGUGGCGUCCGAUCUGCUGAGCCAGGCGGAGCACGGGCCGGAUUCGCAGGUCGUCCUGGUCGGAAUCGCGCUCUCAGAUGCGCAGCUCGAAGCCAUCGAGGCUGAAGUGGACAAGCAGGCGCGCGCUCUGCCGAGAGUCGACGUGGUUCGCCAAGCUAUUGACAAGAGCGUUACGCUCAUCGUGCCGACGCGCGAAGCGGCGAUCGAAUGGAGCAACGCCUACGCACCGGAGCAUCUCAUCCUCCAAACCGCCAACCCUGAGGAGCUUGUCAAGAGCGUCACCAACGCCGGCUCGGUCUUUGUCGGCCAGUGGUCACCCGAAAGCUGCGGUGAUUACAUGAGCGGUACCAACCACUCCCUCCCCACUGCGGCGUACGCAAAGAGCUACAGCGGUGUCAACGUCGGUACGUUUGAAAAGUGCAUCACGUCGCAGAGUCUCACUAGGGAGGGUUUGAAGGGCUUCGGACAGAACGUGGUCGAUUUGGCCAUGUGCGAGGGUCUCCAGGCCCAUGCUAUGGCUGUCAAGAUCAGGUUGGAUCGGCUGCAGGAGGGUGUUAGCGCUUGA